UCACGCCCAAAAUUAUCUACCUGCUUAUUUGGCAACAUAUUUAUACAUUACGAGUUAAAAGUGCAGACGUUCAUCAUUCAGUAUUAUUUUAUCCAAAAAAAAUAUAGAAAUUUUAUCCAGUAUUUUAUAAAAGUUGGACUGCAGUAUUGUUAUUUCAAUUGGGUCUCCGAUUUUUUUCCAACCACUUAUAACGGCUCGAAAACAAAGAAUAAUGUAAUUAUAAUAGAAUAAAAACCAAAUAAAAGGCUUAGUCUUAUCGCAAAACAAGGAUUACCAAAAAUGCUUCAACUAUAGAAAUUUUUAUGAGAUAGUCUCAAAAAUGGUUUUUUAAUGACAACAUGGUGAUGCUGCCUAAAUUAAAGAAUGUGAAUAAUUUCUAUUAUAUGACGUUAGGUUGUGCUGUAACGUCAUUGUUCUUUUUAUUAUUAUCUAAUAGCAGUGGACCAUCUAAUGUGCGUAGUAACCAAAUCACGGAAGUGGAUUUAAAAAACUUGACCAAGAGAAAUUUCGAGUAUGAAGAAGUCUGUAGAGAGUGGAAGCAUGCUCUUCAUGAAGAAAAACAAGAUAAAGAAGAAGAUCUCCCAGCAGAUGAGCAACUUAUGAAACUAGACUACAUAAACUGGGACGAUGAUUUAGGGUUAAGCUCUCAUUUUCGCUGUGAUAAUAGUAUUAGGCCAAAGCAAUUUACCCAAAGGGGUAAAUAUUAUGUAUUAUAUAAUUUUAUUCAAGCAGAAAAAGAGUUUGCUUGUACCGAAAGUAUCACCUUAAGUGCGCCUGGAGAUUUUAGAUUUUUAGAUAAUAUCAUCGAAUUAGUUAACUACUGGAAAGGCCCAAUAAGCGUAGCAUUAUAUGCCCCAGGAGAUGAUUUUUACACAACUCUAAAUGCUAUAGCGUACCUUAGAAAUUGUGCUGAUGAUUUGAUAGUAAAAUUGGUAACUUUUCACCUUAUAUUUGAUCAGGAGCACACUCCUAAAUUAAAGGAUGGCACCUUUACACUUUUGGACACGUAUCAAGAUACUUAUAAUUGUUCAGUUCAACCGCCAUGGCAAACAGUUAAAGAUGCAGAUAUGUAUAAAUCAAAAAACAACCUUUUGUAUCCCAUCAACGUAGCACGUAACGUUGCAAAAUUGGCCGCCAAAACUUACCUAGUUUUCCCCAGCGACAUUGAAUUAUAUCCGUCAAAAGGCUUUAUACCGUUAUUUCUAAAAUUUGUGAGAAAUAAUUUAGAGCUAUUUACUGAGGGCACUAGAAAUGUGUUCGUCUUACCCAUUUUUGAAGUUCUUGAGAACCAAGCAGUACCGAGAAAUAAAAGCGAGUUACUCAGCAUGCUAAAUAAUAAAACGGCCUUCGUGUUUCAUCAGAAAGUCUGUCAGUUGUGUCACAAGGUAAUUGAUGGUGACCAGUGGAUUAAAGCAAAAGAAACGUCAGGACUUGAUAUUUUUUCAGUCGGUAAACGACAUGGCAAAUAUGGCGUUUGGGAACCUUUUUUUGUAUGUACCCAGAAAGAGCCCUUGUGGGACGAAAGAAUGACUUGGGAAGGACAAAAUAAUAAAAUGGUUCAAGCCUAUACUCUGUGUGAAAUGGACUACAACUUUUACGUAAUGGAUAACGCCUACCUAAUUCACAGACCAGGAGUAAAAAAGAAAAAGGAUCAAAUUAAAAACCAUUAUUCACUUGUGGUUCACGAUUUUCAGCUUCUCAAAAAUAUCACUAAAGAAAUUCAAGUCAUAUAUGGCCAUAAUGAAAAUUGUACUGUUUCGGCACCUGCGCCAACCCGACCAAAUAAUAAACCAGAAGUGGCUGGUAAAAAUCAGGCACAAAAAAAGGAACAAGUUGUUAAAGAUAACCCUAAAAAAGAAAAAGUUUAGAAACCUAAUUCUAGUCUUGUAGGAAAAUGUUAGUCUGUUACCUGGUAGCUAGAAAAUAUUGAUAUUUUUUCAGUUUUUUUUAAAUUUGGAAGCAUUAGACUGAAGAUAAUCCAAUAUUAGUAAUUAACAAUAGUGUACUUUAAAUUCCCUUUAUUAUUAUUUUUCGCAUUAUACGCUAUUAUCACAUAUUGUACAGAUGAAUAGUUAUUUAAUAAAUCUAUUAUAAUAUAA
This is a messenger RNA of Anthonomus grandis grandis, 2099 nucleotides long. Its product is annotated as beta-1,4-glucuronyltransferase 1-like. The record is from RefSeq and is a predicted model, not a curated record. Lineage: Eukaryota; Metazoa; Arthropoda; Insecta; Coleoptera; Curculionidae. The transcript has 7 exons. Bases 339 to 1868 code for a protein of 509 amino acids.